AAGUUUGGAGCAGAAGCACAAAGCUAUGUAGAGGAGGAGGAGCAGCUUUAGAAAGAUUUUCAUCUUGGACGCAGAGAUUCUUUGUGUGGAGGAAGGAGAGAGAGAGAGAGAGAGAGAGAAAGAGAGAGAGAGAGAGAGGGAGAGAGAGAGAGAAAAAGGUGCUUACCGGGGGGAAUAUUAAAGAAGGAAGGAGACAAGUGAGGAAGAUCUCACUCAGUCACUCAGCAGAGCAGCGAUCAGGCAAGGCGAGCCGCGCCCGGAACGCAUCCCAGCAGCACGCUCCGCUCCCCGGCUUAGAGCAUGGCCAGUUCGAGCAAAGCCACUUCAAUCUUGCUCGUCUACGGGAUCCUAAUGCACUACGGCGUCUUCUGCACACCCCUAGGAUUAAGUUACCCCAAAAUUAGGCUGGACAACGACGCCUUCGAGGACGGCAACUCUUUAGGCGAGCUGGGCUUCGACGGCGACCACCUGGCGAUACGCAGCGCCGCGUCCUUGAACGACGACAACUACGCGCUCUUUUACCCCCCCGAGAAAAGAGCAGAAAGGCAUGCUGAGGAGGAGUUAGAUAGAGCCUUGAGGGAGAUCCUGGGUCAGUUAACAACGAGACAUUAUCUGCAUUCUCUGAUGACAAUUCGUGCAGGUGAGGAUGCCAGCAUGGAGGACGAAGUAGAACCUUUAUCCAAGAGACAUUCAGACGGGAUUUUUACCGACAGUUACAGCCGCUACCGGAAGCAGAUGGCGGUGCAGAAAUACCUGGCAGCGGUUCUGGGACGAAGGUACAGACAGAGAGUCCGGACUAAAGGACGCCGAUUCGCCUAUUUGUAGUCACGCAGGCUGUGUACACUAAAUUAUUAUUAUUAUUAUGAGGACCCCAUCAUUCAGAUAUAGCUGCAGUGGAUUGUGCCUGUGUUCUUUCAACAUGUAUUUAUGUAUGAAGUCAAGCCAUUAAAAUUAAUAUUUUAUUAAUAAUGUUUUUAUUUUUUUUAUUUUUUUUUUACCCCCCCUUUCCUUUUUUUUUUUUUUUUUUUUUUGGUUUAAAAAAAAAAAAAGGCACUUGAUAAUGAUAACGCACAGUCACGGUGGACCGAUAUUUGAUUUGUUUCAAGAUGGAUGGAUGUUACAAUAACAACAAAAAAAAAAAAAAAUAAAUAAAUAAUUGUGCACCUUCAACGUUACGCGCUUGAAAAGAACAAAACAUAUAUCAUAAAAAAAAAAUAAAAAAAAUAAUCAUAUGCAGAAAAAUAAAUUGAUUAAAAAAAAAAAA
Entelurus aequoreus (snake pipefish) is the source of this 1264-nucleotide messenger RNA. RefSeq names its product adenylate cyclase activating polypeptide 1b (gene adcyap1b). Bases 301 to 825 code for a protein of 174 amino acids. Gene Ontology annotation, biological process: neuropeptide signaling pathway; positive regulation of protein kinase activity; regulation of protein localization. The record is from RefSeq and is a predicted model, not a curated record. The transcript has 5 exons. Gene Ontology annotation, cellular component: extracellular region; neuron projection; perikaryon. NCBI's taxonomy places the organism in Eukaryota, Metazoa, Chordata, Actinopteri, Syngnathiformes, Syngnathidae. Gene Ontology annotation, molecular function: peptide hormone receptor binding; neuropeptide hormone activity; pituitary adenylate cyclase activating polypeptide activity.